UAUGAUGUGGUUAGCUGAUGGUUAAAAACCUUAUCCAGGCGCUGUAAGAUCUGGCAUGUGUCGGCAACGCCUGGGCAGAGGACGAGCCCUGUAACUGGAGCGUGACUAUUGCUCAAAACUGCACUUAUUGAUGCUCCGCUGUUCACGACAGAUGAAGAGAGUGGACAUGUCAAUGUAUGUUGACGUAAAAGCGACAACAACCGUAACGGCGCGGGGACGUCUGCUUUAGAGAAUGCCACUGCAAUCAAAUAUCACGCCUGCAUUAGUUCAUAGCAGUGGACAAGUUGGACUAUUUGUUCUGCUUGUUAGGUAUCUAGUGUUUAACCUUGAAUCAUAAUUCUGGGCCUAUAUCCAGCUCCUUCGUUUGAUUAGAAAAUGCCUCGCGUACAGAAUCAACAACCCGGAUUUCUGACUGAAACUCCAAUGGGAUCAUUCAAGAAGAGGAAACAGAAGUCCAUCAUGGUCACUGUGAUGUUGCUCAUUCUGUCUGUGCUCAUCCUUGUCUUUGGACUGGCAGCCACCACCAGGACACAGAACAUCACCGUCAGUGGCUACUACCCAGGAAUCCUUCUGGGCUUAGGCUCCUUUCUCGGAAUCAUCGGAGCCCAUUUGAUAGAAGAUAAGAGGCAGAUGCUGGUGGCGUCCAUUAUGUUCAUCAGUUUCGGAGUGGUGGCUGCCUUCUGCUGUGCCAUUGUGGAUGGGGUGUUUGCAGCAAGACACAUUGACCUUAGACCCUACUACGCCGGUCGCUGUGAUUUCCACGCCAAUUCAAAACCCUCUGUUGAUUAUGAAGAUGUUCACUGCCAGACAGCAGCCCGGGCUACCUGUAACUUACGUGUGAAAUCCAAUACCUGUUACUGCUGUGACCUCUACAACUGUGGCAAUCGUCCACCCACCUCUCCCGCACACUGGCCCAGCCGUGUGGAGCUUAUGGGGGGCUACCAUGAGUAUACGGAAGUGGGGAGCUGCGAGGACGUGGUGCACCUCUACCACCUGCUGUGGUCCGUCAUCAUUCUCAACAUUGCCGCUCUCUUCCUGGGCAUCAUUACCGCCGCCGUGCUGGGAGGUUUCAAGGACUUGACGCCCAUGCUGACCCCUGACUUGUCUGAAUCAGAGCCCCUUCCUGCAGCCCCUUUCACCUUAGUGUUUCCAGCUCCCAGCAGCCCCUCGUUCAACCCCAAUUACAACAUUGCCCCCUACCUGCCACCCUACACUGCCUACGACCUGCAGGGCUCCAGCAUGAUGUUCCCUGACUCUUCUGGCCUGUCUGAUGACUCCCAGUCAGGGGCUAGCCACAUAGAGGCCAGCCGCAUGUGGCCCACCCUGGUCCCCCCACGCUACUCUCCCCCUUACUUCCCCCCCGAUGAGAAGCCCCCACCAUACAGCCCCUAGGAGAGUGGCUGGUCCUGGGAAAGAACAGGGGAGGGCAUCCAGCAUCAUCUCCUCUUUUUCCAGCUGCAUUAACAACAAUGGGCAUUGAUGGAUGUUGGUGGGCCUUGAAUAUUAACCUGUUUGAAAGAGAGCUGCUGCUACAUCUGGUGCUCCAUACCUUUCUAAAGCAGCCAAGCCUGCCUGGGCUUUGUGUAUGCAGAGACAAGGAGUUACUGGAAGAAAAAAAUAGCAUGCGUCACUGAUGUGACUAGAAGCCAGUGCCAUUUGUCAUAGGAGGGCUGCAAGGUUCAUUCAUCCCCCAAUAAGUAUAGCCUGUUAGGAUUCAGUUCAGCCCAACCUGGAUGGAGCGGGGGAUAUAACAAGAUGCUGCUUGCCCUACACACUUUUCUCAGCAGACUCUCUGUCGGUGCCAGUUCGCUCCCUACAUCUUUCCCUUGGCCCAAACUAUUCUAUGUUUGCAGGGGUCUGGAUAGGUAUAAACAGUGUAGUGGGGGAUGUAAACAUCCUAUCGUUUACACCUUAAAGUUCUGCAAACAUCGAAGAGUUAGAGCCAAGGUGCGAAUUGGGAUCGGUUGUACUUGUAUCAAAAACAAGCUUACCUCGCUCAAGAUACCAGGACUGUCUACAGAUGUGCCUUAUCCAUAUCUGUCGACUCUCAGAGAAGCACCAGUUAUCCUGACCAGAUUAGAAGCUCGCCACCUUGGACAAUGUGGUCUCCUCCCUCUGACUCGCACCUCAGUCAGUGUCUCUCUCUCUGCCUUAGUAUAGUAUGAAUGCUUUCUGUCAAAAGUGGCACUGUGAUUGCUCCUUAUUUUUUGCAUCUCCUUUAAGUGACAUGACACUGGUGUCAUGGUUUGGGAAUGGUUUGUCUGAUUCGGGACUGAUUUAUACGCCUUGGUAAAUGUCACAUUGAACCAGUAUUAAUACUGUUAGAUUGCUUUCAAGCUCAACUUUUUGUGUAUUUCCAUUAGGACUAAAAGUGUAUAGCUUGUCAUUUACUGUACAUCAUUAGAAAUAUAAUCUGUAACGUUGCUUGGACAUAUGUAAAGGUACACAAUUGUAUCUCGUAGUGUAAUGUAAAAUGAAGGUAUUGAAGCAUAGAUCACAGUUCACCCUAUUACUCCUUAUCUCACAUUGUGGUUUGCAGAUUGUGAGCAGGGAUAUAGCAGAGCCAAUAAGCCUUUGUUGUGGGGUGGAUUGGGGGGCAAUCUAUGGAGCCAGAUACCUGCCAAAAGGUUGAACAUGCGUAUCAUUAGGAUCGUAAGAAAAUCCAUAUGUAAAUUGUUUUGGAUCGUAAGAAAAACCAUGCGUGAAACAUGAAACUUAAACGUUAAAAUAGAUCUGUCAAUGUACAAACCCUAUGUUACGAUUAUGAAUUAACAUUUACAUAUUCAAUUCUUACUUUACAUAUCCCUUUACAGAUCUUUUUUAUGCGUACAAACUUUUGUCAGUAAUGUGGCAUCGGCAAAGGACAUGAACCGAAUGUAGCUAGUCGAAGUUAGCUAGUCAAUCAAGCAACUCUAGCCCGCUAUCUAAAUAUGCCAUGCUGUUGUGUGUUAUAUAAUGGAAUCAUUUCAUUUUAUAGCCGCGUGGGGCUUUUGUGGUGAUCAUGUAAUCUAAUGAAUCACACUUUUUCCAGUAUUUGGAGCACCUUAGGCCUUACAGUGGGGGAAAAAGUAUUUGAUCCCCUGCUGAUUUUGUACGUUUUCCCACUGACAAAGAAAUGAUCAGUCUAUAAUUUUAAUGG
Salmo salar (Atlantic salmon) is the source of this 3139-nucleotide messenger RNA. RefSeq names its product transmembrane protein 255A. The record is from RefSeq and is a predicted model, not a curated record. Lineage: Eukaryota; Metazoa; Chordata; Actinopteri; Salmoniformes; Salmonidae.